Messenger RNA from Petromyzon marinus (sea lamprey), 1739 nucleotides. RefSeq names its product indoleamine 2,3-dioxygenase 2-like. Gene Ontology annotation, cellular component: cytoplasm. The record is from RefSeq and is a predicted model, not a curated record. NCBI's taxonomy places the organism in Eukaryota, Metazoa, Chordata, Hyperoartia, Petromyzontiformes, Petromyzontidae. Gene Ontology annotation, biological process: 'de novo' NAD+ biosynthetic process from L-tryptophan. Gene Ontology annotation, molecular function: metal ion binding; L-tryptophan 2,3-dioxygenase activity; heme binding.
UCGGGUAAUUAUGACCGUGCAAGGCAAACGAUGGGUCACUUAGUAAUUCACUAUAGACUUAGUAGUCGUAGUCUUUUUUCUAUAAUAUGGCUACACUCCUGUCAACUUAACUAUUUGUCAACUGAAAUGAGUAACCACUGAUCGAAAUCUCGGGAUAGGAAAAGUAUGCCAAUCAGCACAUUUGUCAACUGGCAUCUAUUCUGGACUCGGUUAAACAUUUACAGAUGUGGUUGGGCCAUCCCCUCUGCUCGAGUCACGAAGCUGCCAUUCCACAUUUGGAGUUGGUGGCCCGAUGAGAGUGCAUUCUAUAAGACGCUAACAUAUUGUAAAGACUGCAAGGAUUACAACAUACACGAAUUGUCAUGCACGAGAAAUAUGAAGCCGAGGUGAACAAGAUUCUCAAGAAAUUUCACAUUUCGAAAACAUGUGGAUUUGCUCUGCCGGAUCCCUUGACCAGCCUCCCUGAAUACUAUGCCCCAUGGAUGGAGCUUGCCGCCAACCUUACAGAGCUCAUAGAGACACAUACUCUGCGGGAGCGGGUAAUGCAGAUGCCUGAGCUGAGCAUUGGGCUUCUCCAGAGCCAUCGCCAGCUUCGCCUAGCUCACCUGGUUCUCAGCUUCAUCACGUCAGGUGUUGUGUGGCAAGAAGGAGACAAAGCCCCCACCAAGGUGCUGCCCCGAAGCGUGGCGGUGCCGUUUUGCGCUGUGUCCAAGUGCCUGGGCCUCCCUCCCAUUAUCGUGCACGCCGAUGGCGUCCUUGCCAACUGGAGGAGACGAGAUGCCGACGGACCCAUGACGAUUGAAAACCUGGAUACGUUGGUGAGACUCCCAGGUGGGGCCAACAGUCGAUACUUCUUCCUCUGCACCGUCAUGGUGGAGUUCGCCGCUGUUCCGGGCAUCAUUGGCUUGGUGAAAUGUGUGGAGGCCGUGAGAGCUGCAGAUGAGGCCACGCUGAAAGAGUCGCUGUUGGAGGUGGCCGAAGCGAUACACGGCAUGAUAAAGGCCUUGUCCACCAUGCAUGAUCACGUCGACCCUGCAGUAUUUUUUGGAGUAAUCAGGAUCUUCCUAUCUGGGUGGAUGGACAACCCGGUGCUCGAUGGGCUGCAUUACGAAGGAGUGGGAGACACCCCCUACAUGUAUUCUGGGGGCAGUGCAGCACAGAGCUCUCUCUUGCACUGCUUUGAUGCGGCCCUGGGCAUUGAACACGAUCCGAAGCAUGGAUCAUUCCUGGCCCGAAUGCGGGAGUACAUGCUACCACGGCACAGCGAAUUCAUUUGCUGGCUCGCCGAUGGGCCCUCCAUUCGAAGCCACUUUGUUUCGCGUUCCACGCCGCCCGAGAGUUCGGCCCGUGCGGCGUACAACGCCUGCGUGUCCGCCCUGACGCGGCUGCGCUCGGACCACAUUGCCGUUGUGACGCGGUACAUCACGGUGCAGUCGGCACGAGCGAGGCGGGAGGCGACCUCGCCAGCCGGCUUCGCCCUGGCGGAGAAGGGCACAGGUGGCACGGCGAUCCUGCCCUUCCUCAAAGGAGUCCGAGACGCCACAGCUGCCGCACUCAUCGAAUAAGUCCUCCACUGAGUUCAAAGAGGGCUAUCUCAUACUGAAUGGAAAACUGCUUAUAGCAGCUACAGCUAUGGAGGCUUCUAGAUUUGAAGCUUUCGUGACUGCAAGGAUCCAUACUCUUUGGUUCUAUUCGGUAAAGUCACGUAGGUAAAAAAUAAAACAAAAAACAAAAAUCAC